AUGCCCCGGGGCUUCCUGGUGAAGCGCAGCCGGCGGCCCACCCCCGUGUCGUACCGGGCGCGCUGCUGCCGCGAGUCCGCCGCCGGCCCGCCGCCGCCGCCCCCGCCGCGGGACUCGCCGCCGCCGGUGCCGUUCGGGACGCCCGAUGCCGCCGUGCAGGCGCUGUACAGCCCCACGCGGCCCGUCAGCAGGGACAAGUACCUGGAGCGCGGCUUCAGCCUGGGCUCGCCCGUCUCGGCCGAGUCCUUCCCCGCGCCGGCCGUGCCCGGCACCAUGGACCCCAUCCUCUUCGCCCCGGCCGACCUUAAGCUCUGGGCCGCUGCCGGCCACGCCGAGCCGCCCGCCGCCCACCCCGGCCCCGCCGGGCGGCAGAAGGCUCCGUCGGGCAAGAAGACGAAGGCGAUCCGCAAGCUGACCUUCGAGGACGAAGUGACCACCUCGCCCGUGCUGGGGCUGCGCAUCAAGGAGGGCCCGGUGGAAGCGCCGGCCAAGGCGCGGGGCGGUUGCGCCCGUCCGCUGGGCGAGUUCAUCUGCCAGCUCUGCAAGGAGGAGUACGGGGACCCCUUCGCGCUGGCGCAGCACCGCUGCUCCCGCAUCGUCCGGGUGGAGUACCGCUGCCCCGAGUGCGACAAGGUCUUCUCCUGCCCCGCCAACCUCGCCUCCCACCGCCGCUGGCACAAACCGCGUCCGCCCGCCACCAAGAGCGGCCCCGAGGCGGGCCGAGCACCGGCCGCGGGCCCGAGCCCGGCGCCGGCCGAGGAGACGCCGAAGGAGGCGAGCGGCGGCAGCGGCAGCGAGCGGGACACGCCGAGCCCCGGCGGAGCCUCGGAGGCGGGCUCCGAGGAGGGGCUCUUCGAGUGUCCCCGCUGCGCCAAGCGGUUCCGCCGGCAAGCCUACCUGCGCAAGCACCUGCUGGGGCACGCCGCGCCGGCAGCCGCGACGGCACCGGCAGCCGCGGCGGCCCCGGAGCCCAGCGCCGAGGAGCCGCCCGCCGCCGAGUGCCGCCUCUGCCCCGUCUGCGGGGAGACCUUCCCCAGCAAGAGCAGCCAGGAGCGGCACCUGCGCCUCCUGCACGCCGCCCAGGUCUUCCCCUGCAAGUACUGCCCGGCCACCUUCUACAGCUCUCCCGGCCUCACCCGGCACAUCAACAAGUGCCACCCGUCGGAGAACCGGCAGGUCAUCCUGCUCCAGGUGCCGCUGCGCCCCGCCUGCUGA
Sturnus vulgaris (Common starling) is the source of this 1215-nucleotide messenger RNA. The record is from RefSeq and is a predicted model, not a curated record. Lineage: Eukaryota; Metazoa; Chordata; Aves; Passeriformes; Sturnidae.